CAUGCUCAUAAAUCAAUGAAUGGUUUUCAUUUCUUUCAUUGUUGUACAGGCAAAGAGACAGGUGAAGGACCUGUUUGAAGAUCUGAAAGAUGGCACCAAUCUCAUCGCUCUCCUUGAAGUACUGGGCCAAGAAAAAAUUCAAAGAGAGAAAGGUCCACUACGAAUACACAAACUUCAGAAUGUUGAAAAUGCCCUUGCCUUCCUCAGGAGGAGAAAAAUUAAAAUGGUAAACAUAAGGAAUGAAGAAAUAGUGGAUGGCAAUCCCAAACUCAUCCUAGGCCUCAUCUGGACCAUCAUCCUUCACUUCCAGGUAAGAUGAUGAUGAUGAUGAUGAUGAUGAUGAUGAUGAUGAU
Molecule: messenger RNA, 353 nt
Organism: Strongylocentrotus purpuratus (purple sea urchin)
Lineage: Eukaryota; Metazoa; Echinodermata; Echinoidea; Camarodonta; Strongylocentrotidae
Product: plectin-like
Exons: 3
Coding region: 20-319 (99 amino acids)
Biological process (GO): nuclear migration
Cellular component (GO): nuclear outer membrane; cytoplasm; meiotic nuclear membrane microtubule tethering complex
Molecular function (GO): actin filament binding
Source: RefSeq, a predicted model, not a curated record